Pecten maximus is the source of this 3024-nucleotide messenger RNA. RefSeq lists its product as uncharacterized. The record is from RefSeq and is a predicted model, not a curated record. The transcript has 3 exons. The coding region runs from base 95 to 1288 and encodes 397 amino acids. Lineage: Eukaryota; Metazoa; Mollusca; Bivalvia; Pectinida; Pectinidae.
CAUUAUGACGUCAUCGAUGUUUACGUCAAAUGUUAUGACGUAAUACACACAGCCGGGAAAGCCAAGGCAUAAUCCAGCCGAAGUCGUGUUGUCCAUGUCAACACUUAUUUUUAUGAAAACCAUGCCCACUGCAAGCCAAGCCAUGAUUUUGAGGACUACAGAGGUGUCUGAUCAUAUCCUUGCAAGACGUCUUUACUCGUCGAUGUCGCACGUGAAACCUGCUAGAUCUGAAAGUACGAAUAAACCGCCACCACCAACAGCUGGAAGUAUGCCGACAUUCCAAAAGGACAAACCAGGUCCGCGGACAUGUCCAGGGACUACACCACAACAAAUUAUCCUUCAGGGUUACAGAGGCAACAUGUUCUUUGAUCAGGAAACCAGGCGCUUUCGUUGGCAAAUCAUAUCACAGAAUAAUAAUGUUUCAGAAGACAUGCUUACUGCAACGUCAAUUGACUAUGAUUCACCCGAAGAAAAACCACCCCCUUCACAGAUUGUCAGCAAACCAAAGAAACUACUGUCGCGACGUGGUAAUAUGGCGGACAGACACACAGCAAUGGAGAACAGGGACAUCCCCGCUCAGUACGGCGUCGAUGAUAAGUCCUAUGGAAGAUUGGAAGAACUGGGUUUCCGACGGAGAUUCAUCGCUGCCCCCUCUAAAGUUUCCACUGCCCCAAGAUCAUCCAGUCCAAUAGUCCCUAAAUACGAAUCAGUUGACAGGGCAAGCAAUCCCAUCAUGCAUCACACGAUGCGACUUCAUAUACCUCACGGAACGACGCCAAACAUGGAGGGCCAUCUCUCGGACGAAGAUGGGUGUAUUGAAAAUCAUACAGUUAGUGAAAAAACGAUAUCGCUCAUUGAUGAAAUAAAACAGAAGAUUGGAUACGACAAACGCAUAUUUCCAACUAUGUACAUGAGAAGAUGUUAUCCUAUGGAACAACCAUUGUCCCUGUGUUUCAGUCUUCGUGACGAUAACCGGUCACAUGCCGCAGUUAAAAAUUGGGUCGAGCAAGAAAGUGGACUCAAAGUUGCAGCAAUACAGUAUGAUCCUAUAUCUAUCAGGGCGGGGGUGAUGGUAGGUACCGGAAGUCGCUGGGUCAUCACCAUGACAACACUAGAAGACUGCCGGAAGUUGCUUCAACAAGGACUUCAGGUCAAUGGUGAGAAGGUGAUAGUCCGAUGGCUGGAUGACAUUUGUGUGUGCGAGUUUGAUGCUUACAAAAUACACUGUCAGGAACAAAAACAAAGAAAAAACGGAAACCAGAGGCGAAAACUCAAAACGGAAGUUUAAUAAAACAGCACUUAAUGAUUAACGUGUUUUGUAUAUAUAUACAUCUGAUAGAUAUCUUAUCUAGACACUUUCCUGUCUUCAGACAAAGCAACUUCUGCAAAGGUUCCUAAUCAUUUUGCAUAAAACUGUUGACCUUCCGCUCCCCAUGGAGUUUCUUUCGCUGUAUGCGUUCAUUUUCGCUCUGCGAACAUAACCACAGGGGUAUCGAUGAUGUUAUUUCACAAUCAUGGUCUUCAAACUUUGGGAGGCAAUUUGAGGGAUUAUGUCCAUGUUUAGUUUUACAACGUUCCCGAAUCGGAGAUAGGAAAAGAUAUUGUAAUGUCGCUGUCCGUCCGUUCGCGUCACCAUUUCCGGAUAACAGCAAAUUCAAUUUUGCCGAUCAAGCCCCUUACUUUUUUGGGGUGCUUGUUUGGGGCUCUUUUUAUAUAAGUUAUAUGGUCAAAGGUCAAGAUCACUAUAGCUAUAAAUAGAAAUUUAGUUUCCAGACAAUAACAACUAGGCAGAUCAAACUCAGAUUUCACAUACAACUUCCUUAUCGUUUUUAUACCCCAUCCCCCUAGAAAUUGUGGUUGCCAUGGUAACUAGGUCAUUAAACAAAUGUUGUUGAUAUAAAAUUACUUCUAUGUCUAUACCACUCCACCUUAACUUGUGAACUAAUUUCAGUGAAACUACACAGAAAUGUUCGGGACUACAUGUAUAUGAAAAUACGCCUGAACGUUUUUUAGCGGAAAAGUUGUCAUUUUUAUUCUAUUUAACCUUCAUUUGUGUGGUUUUCACUGUCAAUUGCUGAUCUAUGAUAUACAUGGAACAGGUAUCUACAGCCUUGCUUCUCCCAUCCAUUUUCUCAUACAGAUAUACACUGCAAAUUGAUUAGAAUCCUUCAAUGAAACUUUGUUUUUAUUGGUAUUUUUUUUAGAAUAUUCGAUGCUACGAUAUCUAUUCGCUUUUUUUCUCAACAGUCAUUAACCAACAUUGUCAACUGAAAGGCGAACUUUUUGAUUAAUUGAAUUAUUGCAGCAAGAAUUUUUGGCAGCAUAAUUUGUGCAGGUAUAGGCCAAACGGUCUUCGUAGCGAUCAUUGCAAGAAUGGUUUGAGACCACUUUCUUCUUUGUUAUAGGACUAACCAUAUUUAGCUAAAAAAUGAUUAAUUUCUAUCGCGAUUGCGAUUUGCCUGGCUAAGACUAAAGUCAACUUUAGUCUUUUAGUCUCUGUCGAGAUGGAUAGUCUAUCAACUGCGACAGAUGACAGAAGUAAAUCUCAGAUAGAGAGAACCCCUUCCGGCUAGUUAUGAUGAAGACUAUAUAAUUGACGACGGCCAGUGACGGCCAGUGACGCCCCUUCGUCUCCUGUUGUGACAAUCGGAACUCCUCGUCACUUUAGUGCGUUCGCAGACGGAGGCGAGGCGUUCCGAUUGCUGCCGGGUUAACGAUGUUUUUCUUAACACAUUUCAAAUACCUUUAAGAACAACUACGAAAUUUUACGUUACACAUGGCCAGUGGGCCUCAAACAUAUCAUGUCUGUAUUGCGAUGAUUUUUUUUUAAUUUCAGGAGAUUUAUUAAAAAUAAGUAAAUUUGACACCUUUUGGCCUUGCUUGUUACCCCCUGGGCACAAACUGCUAUCCCAUAAUUAUAACAAAAUAAAGAUGUAUUAUUAUAUCUCCGAUUUCUCCAAAGGGGCAAAAUUGGGGGAAAAGAGGAUUUCUUUAAAACAGUUUCUUCGGUAUGAAUAAAGGGAU